GCAGCUGACAACUCUGAAGGUCCACGACUUGAUAUAAAAAAGUUGCUGAUAUCAGAGUGAGAGCUACUCUGUGACUGACUCUGUCUCUUACAGGAUGAAGACCCUCGAGAUGCUGCUUCUCAUGGCUGCAGGCCUCUCUGUUGCCUGCUCACUGGACUACAAGGCUCUGAACCAGUUUCGGAGUAUGAUUGUGUGUUUGAGGCCUGACAGCUGGCCGGUGUUUGACUACGCUGACUACGGCUGCUACUGUGGGCUGGGAGGAUCUGGCAAACCUGUGGAUGACCUGGACAGGUGCUGCCAGGUCCAUGACCAGUGUUACAGUGACUCCAUGCAGCACCCUGACUGCUGGCCCAUCCUCGACAAUCCCUACACUGAGUUCUAUGAAUACGACUGUGACGAGACUAACAAGGUGGUCACCUGUGGCAACAAUAACACCGAGUGUGAGAUGUUCAUCUGUGAGUGUGACCGGAAGGCCGCGGAGUGUUUUGCUAAAUCACCUUGGAACCCUGAACACGAGCACCUGCCCAGCGAAUUCUGUCAAUAAACACUGAUAAUGCU
Messenger RNA from Centropristis striata (black sea bass), 558 nucleotides. Its product is annotated as phospholipase A2-like. NCBI's taxonomy places the organism in Eukaryota, Metazoa, Chordata, Actinopteri, Perciformes, Serranidae. Gene Ontology annotation, biological process: lipid catabolic process; phospholipid metabolic process; arachidonate secretion. Gene Ontology annotation, molecular function: calcium ion binding; phospholipid binding. The coding region runs from base 95 to 544 and encodes 149 amino acids. The record is from RefSeq and is a predicted model, not a curated record. The transcript has 4 exons.